This is a messenger RNA of Guillardia theta CCMP2712, 171 nucleotides long. RefSeq lists its product as hypothetical. The transcript has 2 exons. The record is from RefSeq and is a predicted model, not a curated record. Gene Ontology annotation, molecular function: protein binding. NCBI's taxonomy places the organism in Eukaryota, Cryptophyceae, Pyrenomonadales, Geminigeraceae. The annotation marks the transcript as partial.
AGUCUGUUGCAACAGCACCAAGCGGACGUGAAUGCGCGUGACAAGAUGAACGGUGAAACGGCGUUGCAUCAUGCUUGCGAGAAGGGUUACGAUGACAUCAUCCGGAUAUUGUUGGAUCAUGGUGCGGAUCUUUCUUUGGAGGAUGUUUACAGGAAGACUCCGAUGCACUAU